CCUUGGCAGCUGUCACGAUCUAGAACGGACCCCAUCUAAGUAUAUAUGAGCGCAUGGAUAACUUGAUUAUUCAUUAAUGGGCCUCCUCUCCUCACAUUCUAGUUAAUAUCUAUUACUAUCGAUACAGCAACUAUGAAGUUCACAGUUUAUACGGCUUUCUGCGCUCUAGUCGCCACCACCGCAGCUCUCCCGCAAGACAUCUCCGGCUCGGGGCAGAUUUACGUCAUUAACAGCACCGACUUUCAGAAUGCCUCGCCCGCCGAUAGCAUCGGGUGUCUAAACGCGCAGGGCGGCUUUUCCGAGUCGGACUGUGCGACCUUUACUAGGCUCGACACUUAUCCCAACACACUCUCUACCAGUUCCGGCAACUGCACGUUCAGUGACUCUACGCAGCCGGCCAACACCGACAGCGUGUACGGCUCGAGGUCAUACUCCUACUUUUGUCGGGAAGAUUACGCAUCUUCAGUUACAGAUUCUCUAUAUACCAUCAAUGGAUUCAACUACGCGUUCCUGUGCCACGGGGAUAGGAACUGCUUCUAUGAUGUUAAGACUAUCCCCAGUGAUAGUACCAUCGCACCUGUCUGGGAGUAUGUAUGGGGAUCUCAGCAGACGGGGAUUCCCGAGGGACAUACCCAAGUGAUGUGGUACUGGAAUAAAAACUCCUAGUCCGGCGUCAGUGCUACGUCGGGCAGAACUGAUGGGUAGCCAAGAUUACGGGGCCUGCAUUAUGCAGCUAUCCGGGAUAUCUAAUGCGGAGUCAAGUUAGGAAUUGAAUUCUUUCUUUCUUUCUUUCUUUCUUGAGGUGGUAUUAAGUUGGUAAAAGCGUGUGUUUAAUGGCCUGGUAUUCCUGUGUAACAGCGAAUUGUUGUUACAAGCUCCUUAGUCGUAUUCUAUCUUGGCGUGAGACUACAUUCACUUUAUAACUCAACACUCCGUACCUUAAGAAAGAGGCUCGAUAAUGAUAGCUAAAGUAUAUUGACUUAGAAGGUACCUAAUUCAAAAUAUCGACCUACAUUCUACCUUAGGUACGUAAUCCAAGCUUGUUGAAAAAGAGGGACCAGAAGAGGGGGUUGUAAGACAAUAAAAGCAGUAAUAUAACAACCAGGUUUAGAGGUAGUUAAAGGUUUAAGAAAGCAUUAACCUAACCUAGUUAU
Messenger RNA from Daldinia decipiens, 1154 nucleotides. RefSeq lists its product as uncharacterized. The record is from RefSeq and is a predicted model, not a curated record. The transcript is spliced from 2 exons. Lineage: Eukaryota; Fungi; Ascomycota; Sordariomycetes; Xylariales; Hypoxylaceae. The coding region runs from base 133 to 666 and encodes 177 amino acids.